GCUCAGACUGCGCGCGGCGCACAGACGCACCUGACCUCGUGGAUUUUACUGCACUCUUAUUCGUUCACCCGUUUUUGUUUUCUUUUGCUUUAUUUUUGCUUUGCAUGUUGGUUCGUUUGUUGGUUCUUGACACGCUGCUGGGAAUUGUCUCUUACUUUUUUCUUUGGUUACUUUCCACCCGAGUACCGCCGGUGAUGGUGCUGUGAGCGCGCGCGCGCGUGCCGAACUGCCUACGCGCACGUUUUCUAAAGGAUUCAAAGAGCUGGAUUUGUGCUCGGUGAGGACAACAUGCCUCAGACACCACCAUUCACAGGACAGGUGGGAACCGGCAGCUACAACAAGAACCUGUACCAGACCAAGGACGAAGGCUUCGCUGGCCUCUAUUACCAUGACAACAACCUGGUGUCAGGUUCUCUGGAGGCCCUCAUUCACCACUUAGUCCCGACUGUGGACUACUAUCCAGAUAGGACGUACAUCUUCACAUUCCUGCUCAGCUCUCGUCUCUUCAUCCAUCCGUACGAGCUCAUGUCCAAAGUGUGUCAACUCUGCAUGGACCAGCAACGACUCAGUGACCCCCACGCUGACAAGAUGAGAAUCAAGAAGAUCACCCCAAAGGUCCUGCAGCUGCUGACAGAAUGGACAGAAACAUUCCCGUAUGACUUCAGACAUGAGAGGAUGAUGUGCAGCCUGAAGGAGCUGACCCACCGGCUGGCCAGUGGAGAUGAGGUUUACAGAAAAACGGUCACCCAAAUGAGCCAGGGGCUAAUCAGGAGGUUGACUGUUCUAAGCCAGUAUGAGGAGGCGCUAGUCAAGAUUAAUGCCACAGCAGUUGAGCGGCUGACGGCUCUUAAGGCUAAACCCCAGGCAACCAUCCAGAGGGACUUGCUUUCUCUCUGCAAUGACCCAUUCACUGUUGCCCAGCAGCUGACCCACAUAGAGCUGGAACGACUGAGUUACAUUGGACCUGAAGAAUUUGUGCAAGCUUUCGUGCAGAAAGACCCUCUGAACAACAGUAAGAGCUGCUUCAGUGGCCAUAAGAAGGCGAACAACCUGGAGGCGUACGUGGAAUGGUUCAACAGGCUUAGUUAUCUGGUGGCAACAGAAAUCUGCAUGCCUGUGAAGAAGAAGCAUCGAGCCCGAAUCAUAGAGUUCUUUAUCGACGUGGCACGUGAAUGUUUCAACAUUGGAAACUUUAACUCCCUCAUGGCCAUCAUAUCUGGGAUGAACAUGAGCCCCGUUUCCCGACUGAAGAAGACCUGGAGCAAAGUCAAAACAGCAAAGUUUGACAUCUUAGAACAUCAGAUGGAUCCUUCCAGUAACUUCUACAACUACAGAACAGCUCUGAGAGGAGCCACACAGCGGUCCAUCACCGCCCACAGCAGCAGAGAGAAGAUUGUCAUCCCUUUCUUCAGCCUGCUGAUCAAAGACAUUUACUUCCUGAACGAGGGAUGUGCCAACAGGCUGCAGAACGGACACGUCAACUUUGAGAAAUUCUGGGAACUGGCCAAACAAGUGAGCGAGUUCAUGACCUGGAAGAAAGUGGAGUGUCCAUUUGAGAAAGAUCGCAAGAUCCUGCAGUAUCUGCUGACGGCUCCGGUGUUCAGCGAAGAUGCGCUGUAUCUGGCAUCGUACGACAGCGAAGGUCCCGAGAACAACAUGGAGAAGGACCGCUGGAAGUCCCUCAGAUCCUCUUUGCUAAGCAGAGUCUAAACCCCGGACAAAGACGAAGCAGUCGACAUCCGAACGAAGUAUCCUGACCUUCAUGGGAACUGACAAUCUCAGUUUGCCUGGAUGCCGUUUUUUGCACCUCCAGCCGCAGAUUUCUACGAAGCGCUACUUUUCUGAUUCUCAUUGUCCUACGUGUUGUCAGGACAGACCGCUGGUUUUCUUUUUCACCUCUUUGUAUGAAUUUUUAUUCAGAUUAUCAGGGCAUGUUUUUGAUGUCCUGAUCGUCUCCUGGGAGCCAGGCGGUCUUGGACUGUGGGGGGUUUUUGGCUCCCUGCAGGUAUUUUCCACUGAAGCUCAACGUUAGCUGCUGGUUGGUUAACGCGGCCCAAAUGGUUGGAACAGAAACAUUUCUCACUGUGGUUCCACAAACCAGCAGUUCUCCUUCUGGAGAACUUAAACCUCCUCCACACAGUGUGUACUUUCUGAUUUCUCUUCGUCUUCAAAUUUCACUUUCUAUUGUCUUUUUUUCUUGUCAUGUACGACAAAAUGUGCAGGCUGCAUUUUGAAGAUAUGAUUAAGAUUUGGAAAUGCUCUUGUUUCUGAGCGCCAUCUGGAAGAUGGCGAUCCUGUUUAAUGAACCUCUGAAUGCAGAACCUCAGGCUUCACACACAACAGGUAGGUUCCAGUGCUGGGUUCAGGAACUAAUAAAACUAGUUCCUGUUGUGGGAACUGUGUUCAUAUCCAGUGUCUGUUCAGUGUUUCCAGAAGGAACCAUUUAAAGAACUUUUCUGGUGGAGAAGCUCCAGUUUUUGGAGAACUGUUUGAAUUAGCAGCUCUGUGUAACGUGAUUCUAGGCCUAAAGGUUACUAAAAUAAACGCCGGCUGUUCUGUUACAUAAAAAGAACUCUGCUGAUAAAUAUGAUGACAAUUUUGUCAUCUUUAAGUUAAAUUACUAAACUUUCAGACCUUAUUCUACCUCCUCUCCAUCCUGAGCUUAGACGUCAGUGUGGUUGUACUGCCCCCUGGUGGUUCAGUGAAUGGAUUGUUUGUGAGGAUUAAUAAUGUGAAGAGAAUUUAUGUUUUGACCCUAAACAUGCUAAAUGUUAUUUUGACAUUGUAAUGCAGUUUUGUUUUUUGCCAUAUUUUAUUUAUAAGCCACUGUGUGUUGUCGUCAUGCCAACAUUUAUUUAAUUUUGUACAAGGUACACAACGUCCUGAAUUAGUCCUCAGAUAGUUUACCUGUUGUUGUUGUUAUUACUUUUUAAAUAGAUUUAUUUUUAAAUGUUUGAGGUGGAAAUAUGAUGUCAGAAGUGUUGGACCGAUGUCUGCUCACCGUCACAUGUCGUUUUUAUUGUUUACGUUUGUGUUCAGUUACAAUCCAAUAGAGAAAUUUAGAACUGCAUUAGUUGUGAAAGAGAAUAUUAAAAA
Molecule: messenger RNA, 3096 nt
Organism: Thalassophryne amazonica
Lineage: Eukaryota; Metazoa; Chordata; Actinopteri; Batrachoidiformes; Batrachoididae
Gene: rasgef1ba
Product: RasGEF domain family, member 1Ba
Exons: 14
Coding region: 289-1710 (473 amino acids)
Biological process (GO): Ras protein signal transduction; positive regulation of GTPase activity
Cellular component (GO): plasma membrane
Molecular function (GO): guanyl-nucleotide exchange factor activity
Source: RefSeq, a predicted model, not a curated record